AUGCUGACUGCACUUGCUCGACUUCCAUCAAAGCGUCGUUCAAUUUUCCGAGGAGUCAAAAAGGAAUUAUGGCUCGACUAUCCAGAAGGGAAAGUUUUUAUUUGGUGGGGUUUUUCUUCAUGCACUUCGACUAUCGGAGUGUUGGAGAAUGAACAUUUUUUUGGCAAAACAGGUGAAAGAACUCUUUUUAAAAUAAAGUGCACUACAGCCAAGAACAUAAAGAAACAUUCAUUUAUAGUCAAUGAGGAUGAAAUACUUCUAUUAACCGCUAGACAAUUUGAGGUUAAAUCAUGUCUAAAUCCUGGAAACGGACUUCAUAUUGUACAACUCAAAGAAUUGAAGCCAAAGUUCGAUCUUCUUCAACCAGUCUCAAUACCUAAUUUAACAGUUCAGUCCAAUAUAAGUUCGCAAGGUAUAUCUCCACCAAUCUCAGGAGCCAUGGAAGCACAAUUUGCAGCCACGCAAGCAACAUCAAAAUUUGAUAUUCCUGAUAAUGCUGAAUGGACACAGAACGGAGUGACGAUUGCUGGAAGUCACGGGCAAGGCGAUGCCACUAAUCAACUCUUCUGGCCCCAUGGUCUUUUCGUUGAUGACGAUCAAACAGUGGCUGUUGCUGACUUUGGGAAUGAUCGCAUCAUCCAAUGGAAGAAAGAUGAUACAACGAAUGGACAAGUUAUUGCUGGUGGCAAAGACCAAGGAAAUGGAUUGAAUCAAUUGAAUCGACCAACAGAUGUAUUAAUUGACAAAGAGACGGAUAGUCUCAUUAUUUGUGAUUGGCAGAAUCAACGAGUUGUGCGAUGGUCUCGUCGUAGUGGUACAACACAAGGAGAAAUACUCAUAGACAACAUCGCUUGUUAUGGAUUGGCAUUGAAUGAACAGAGAUAUCUCUACGUCUCUGACACCAAAAAACAUGAAGUAAGACUAUAUCAAUUGGGUGGGAAGAAUUACACUGUCGUAGCUGGUGGAAAUGGGCAAGGUGAUGGUCUCAAUCAACUCAAAUUUCCGGCAUAUCUCUUUGUCGAUCGACAACAGAAUGUUUACAUAUCAGACUGGAAUAACCAUCGUGUAAUGAAAUGGACUAUAGAUGCACAAGGAAGGUGUUGUCGUCGCUGGAGGUCAAGGCUUAGGGAAUGA
Molecule: messenger RNA, 1134 nt
Organism: Rotaria socialis
Lineage: Eukaryota; Metazoa; Rotifera; Eurotatoria; Philodinida; Philodinidae
Source: the annotation of a GenBank genome assembly